Mesoplodon densirostris (Blainville's beaked whale) is the source of this 207-nucleotide messenger RNA. RefSeq names its product small integral membrane protein 10-like protein 1. The record is from RefSeq and is a predicted model, not a curated record. NCBI's taxonomy places the organism in Eukaryota, Metazoa, Chordata, Mammalia, Artiodactyla, Ziphiidae. The transcript has a single exon. Bases 1 to 207 code for a protein of 68 amino acids.
AUGGCCACCGCAGCGGCUCCGUCAUCCUUGGCUCUCGAGGCCUCGAGCCUGGCCGCGGCCCCCGGCUCGUACAGGCUCUUUUGCAAGGGGCUCUCCCGCACCCUCCUCGCCUUCUUCGAGCUGGCCUGGCAGCUGCGCAUGAACUUCCCGUACUUAUACAUCGCGGGCUCCGUGGUCCUCAACAUCCGCUUGCAGGUACACUUUUAG